AUGACUUCCAAACUAGAGAAGACUACAGCAAAGGCUGAAAAGGCCGCUACAGAGCUCCAGAACUUAAAGCAAAACGGGAAAAAGCUCUUCGAUAAGCAAAACUUACAAUUAGCACAAAGAAAGGCAACUUUAGAGAAACAAGGUAGGAAAAUUGCAGCCUCUACUGCAGAGGUCAACACAACAUUGCAAGACCUAGAGACCACGCAACAAGCUUCAGCUACCCUCAAGGCAACCUACAAACCCUCUUCGAAGCUGAUCGAGUCCCUGCAAAGUUAG
Messenger RNA from Sclerotinia borealis F-4128, 276 nucleotides. The record is from the annotation of a GenBank genome assembly. Lineage: Eukaryota; Fungi; Ascomycota; Leotiomycetes; Helotiales; Sclerotiniaceae.